CAGCCGCGGGACUUCGGAUCGGGAGAACCCUAACUACGACCCAGCGCGCCCACAGCCUCUGCCGCCUGGACGCUGCUCCCCGGCCCAGGUCCCAGGCCACUCCCGGGACGCAUUCCUCGAAGUCGGGUGUCCAUGAUGGACACGUUAAAAGUCGCCCUGCUACUAAGUUCCUUUGGUCUAGUGACAGCUGGGCCAGUCCAUAAUGGCACAGUUGACCUACAGAGACUGAAGCGGAAUCCACCAAACUGUCCAGCAGGCUCCUACCUAUCAGAAGAGACUGGGGUUUGUGAGCUCUGCCAGGAUGGUGUCGACUUCACCAGCUCCCCCAACAAACUGCCUUCGUGCGAACGCUGCAAAGUCUGUAAGGAAGAUGAAGAUGAAAAAAGCAGAUGCACCUCAACCAGGAACACGGAGUGUCAGUGCAAAUCAGGCACUUUUAAAAAUAACAACUUAACUGAGUACUGCAAGAAAUGCUCUCUGUGCACUGAUGGGAAAGAGGAAGUGACUCCCUGUACCCCAAAGACAGACCGGAAGUGUGUACCCCAAAAUGCUGGGACAAGUCAUCUCGUUGUGAGCAUAGCAGUGCCGCUGGCCCUGCUGGCCCUGCUGGCCCUGCUGGCCCUGCUGAUUUUAGCUUAUGUUGCUUGGCGGAAGACUCAACCAUGGAGUAUGGUAUUGCGGCAUAUAAAAAGAGCCUGCCCACGCCGAGAACAGGGCUUGGAAAGUGCGGACACCAGUUUGAAUCUCAUGGGAAAUGAUUCUCCCCAUAACAAGGAACCUGUGGAAGCUGAGAAUUCUCCAACAGGAAGGAAGCUGCUGGUUCCUGCAAAUGGAUACGACCCAAUUGACGCCCUGCAGAGGAUCUUCAAUUACUGUACAGAUGUUGUGCCCUUUAACUCCUGGGACCGCCUCAUGAGGGAGAUGGGCCUCAAAGACAAUGAGAUUAAAGUGAUCAGAGCUGAAACACAGCCCCAAAGUGAUGCCUUGUACCAAAUGCUGCAGAAGUGGCUCAACCAAACAGGGCGAGGUGCCUCUAUCAACCAUCUGCUGGAUGCCUUGGAAGCUGUGGGAGAAAGAUGCGCCCGGGACAAAAUUGAAGAGUAUGCAGUGAAAUCAGAGAAGUUCAUUUAUCAACAGUCUACAGAUGAGCCAGGUGUGGCUGACUCAUACUUUUAAUCUCAGCACUCAGGGGACAGAGACAGGAGGAUCUCUAUGAGUCUGAAGCCAGCCUGGUCUACAUAAUGAAGUCAGGAUAGCUAAGGCUAUGUAGGGAGACCCAGACUUCAGAAUGUUCGUUUCACAUGUCUACCAAGACCCCUUGUCCAGAGACAAACUCUGCCUCCUCCAGCCCAACCCCUCUCUGUCAAAGAGGGAAGAACAAAACAGCCCGAGUGUAGAAACUUGUGUCCUUGGCCUUGUCCAACCAAGGACACUGCUCUUGGUUAGACUGCUGUUCAAGCACACAGCUGCACAGCCCUCCCUGGCUCUAGCCUGCUAGUGAGCACCUGCAGACGGGCUGUGUUGAAUCUGCAAACCUGUAAAUCGUGAUUUCUCACUUAGUGAGUUUGGUGCUUUGCACACAUAGGGAACAUAAAAAGCACUACCUAGUGUGACACGUCCACCCUGAUCCCCAUUUCUUGUUAACUGCUGGAGAACCAGUGGCUUCAAGGACCUCUGAAAUCUCUAAGAGGCAACUUGAUUCUUAGAGAUUCUCGACCUUGAUUCUCGCUGGGUUCCAGUUCUCCUUGACACUUGAUCAGUCUGGGUGUGUGUAACUGGAUCCUUUAAGCUGUAUAACUUUAUAAUGUUUACAUAUAAUUUAACAGUUUAUUUAUAGUUAUGGAUAAUUAUUGUAUAAUGUCAUAAUCAUAAGUUAUAUUAUUAAUAGUUUAUAUAAUAACUUUAUGUUUCUGUUUGUUUUUGUCUUAUGGUUCUCUUUACUGGACGCAGGUCCUACUUCAUGCUGAGCAAAUAUUUUGCAGUUGGUUAGCCUCUAAGUUUAACAACUCUUUAGGUAGAAAAAUAUUUACAUGUUUACAGUUAGGUGUUUCCAGGCAAGCAGAGACUUGAGAACUGUAUCCACGUGAUGUGAUGGGAGGCUGGUCCAUGAUCUGGCAUGUGUGGUGGUUAAUCUUGAUUAGGUUGAGAGGUGCUAGACCACUGUGAUGGUUUGAAUAGGUACGGUGCCAUAGAUUCAUGUGUUUGAAUACUUGGCCCUUAGGGAGUCACACUGUUAAGGGGUGUGUCCCUGUGGGGGAGGGCUUUCCCAUGUACCACAGAGUCCCCUUUGGCUGCCUGUGGAUCAAGAUGUAGAACUCUCAGCACCUCUCCAGCACCAUGUCUGCCUGGAUGCCGCCAUGCUUCCCACCAUGAUAAUGGACUAAGCCUGUUAAACUGUAAGCCAGCCCCAGCUAAAUGCUUUUCUAUGUAAGAGUUGCCAUGGUCAUGGUGUCUCAUCAGAGCAAUAAAACCCUAACUGAGAAAGCCAGGAAGAUGGCUAGAAGAUAAAGGUGUUGCCACCAAGCCCGAUGACUCAAAUUCAGUCUCCAGAAAUCACAUGAUGGAAGGUGAAAACAGACUCCUAUAGGUUGUCUUCUGGCCUCUAUAUGUGAUGGGGUUCAUGGGCAUGUGUGUGUGCACGCGUGCGCGCGCACACACACAUAAAUGUAAUUUUAAAAAUCCAAAUUGAGAAGUGUCUAGGAGAUUGUACAGCAUACUUCUGGGUGUGUCUGGGGCAUUUCCAGAGAGGGAAACAGCAACUAUGAAGAACAGCAGCUGUGAUGGGAAGACUUGCCAUAGAUUGAGUUACUCUCCAGUAGGCUGGGGGCGGGCAUGGAGUAUGAGGAAGGAGGAGGCAGGCAGCCAGUGCUUGCAAGCUCCAUUCUUCACCAAUGAAUUUGUUUGUUGCUGCUGCCAUCACCAGUGGACAUCCUUCCCCGGCUUCCUCAGCUGUCUUACGUGGACUCAACCUUAGCGACUCUCCUGGGGAAUCUCAGACCAUCAGCCUUGGUUUGGGAUAUACUUGACUCCUGUUGUUUUGAGCCUCCCCACUUCUUAGACUGAGAAGCUAUGACCUUCUGUAGUUCUAGGCAGACAAGCCAGUUUCCUGAGUCCCCCUUUACAAUUUUAUACUGUUGGACUUCUCACCUAUGGCCAGGGUGAGGAGAUGGGAGGAAGGUUAGGUUGGAGGUGCCAAAUGAGGUCAUGUACAUUUAAAGGUAGUGGUGACCGAGUCCUGUUUGGGAUCAAGGGAGGAGGGGACAGAGACUGUCUCAGGCAUGGUACAUAUGAAUGUGAAAUACUAGCCGACUCAUGACUUCUCGGUUGUAGUGAAUCUAGGCCUGGACCACAUUUGGGGUACAGAAAUCCAUUCUUGAGGACCAUGCCCUUUGUAAGCAUCUGGCCAUUGUACAGAAGACUAAAUGCCGAAACUCAAUUGUCCUACCUUGGCCUCCUUAGAACUGGAAUUUAUAGGUUUGCUCCUCCCAAAUCUAGAAAUAACUUUUUAAAACACUGUGAUAGGGAUUUCUGGAGAGCUGGCACAUACAGAUUUUUGUCUGUGGAUUCCUAUUGUUUUUUUUUUUUUUUAUUUUUAAACUGAUUUGUUUUUGAGACAGUCUCAGUAUGUGGCCUUAGUUCACCUUGAACUAUAUAGACCAGGAUGAUCUCCAACUCAGAGAUCUGCCUGCAUCUGCCUUUCAAGUUCUGGGAUUAAAAGGGUUUGCCACCAUACCUGGCCUUUGUCUAUUUUGGUAUUUUUUGGUGUGUAUGAAUGAAUGUUUUGCCUGCACGUAUGUGCAUGACAUGAAUGCCUGGUGCCCUCAGAGGUCAGCCAGUGGCAUCUGAUCCCCUUGAACUGGAGUUACAGGUGGUUGUGAUCCACCAUCGGUGCUUGGAGCUAGUCCAGGGCCUCUGCAAGAGGAAGUGCUCUAAAGCACCGAACAACCUUCCUAAGUCCUCAUUCUUUCAGCAGUCCUUUGGGCAAAACCUUCUCCAGUAGGUUCUAGGCACACAGGACAGUUACCUAGAGAUGGCUGUCCUGGCUAUUCUGUAUUGUCUUGUCUGUAUUCUGUAUUGUUGCUGUGGCAUUCAUGUAGCUUCAGGAGGGAGACCCCGCUUCCUAGUGUUAUCCUCAUCGGUGUCCUUGCAGGCUUCUGAGUGUAAGCAUUGCGCCUACACGCAGAUGCUGGAAUUGCACAUGAGGGUUUGCUGGGCUCUGUACCCAGCCCCAACAGUGGGUAUAUGUUUCACCCUCACAUGUGAUGUGCUUUCUUA
Messenger RNA from Psammomys obesus (fat sand rat), 4275 nucleotides. RefSeq names its product tumor necrosis factor receptor superfamily member 10B-like. Gene Ontology annotation, biological process: TRAIL-activated apoptotic signaling pathway; positive regulation of apoptotic process. NCBI's taxonomy places the organism in Eukaryota, Metazoa, Chordata, Mammalia, Rodentia, Muridae. The transcript has 8 exons. Gene Ontology annotation, cellular component: plasma membrane; cell surface. Gene Ontology annotation, molecular function: TRAIL binding. The coding region runs from base 133 to 1176 and encodes 347 amino acids. The record is from RefSeq and is a predicted model, not a curated record.